Messenger RNA from Symsagittifera roscoffensis, 2277 nucleotides. Its product is annotated as aromatic-L-amino-acid decarboxylase-like. Gene Ontology annotation, biological process: amino acid metabolic process. The record is from RefSeq and is a predicted model, not a curated record. Lineage: Eukaryota; Metazoa; Xenacoelomorpha; Acoela; Convolutidae. Bases 271 to 1923 code for a protein of 550 amino acids. The transcript has 10 exons. Gene Ontology annotation, cellular component: cytoplasm. Gene Ontology annotation, molecular function: pyridoxal phosphate binding; carboxy-lyase activity.
UGUAAAACAUACCGAAGUGGCAUCAAUGGAAUUACACAAACUUCAUAUUCAAAUUAGGCUUUUUAUAGCAUUUCAAUUUUUUUUAUUCCAACUCUUAUCAGCUCCAAAUUGAUUCCAGUUAUCAAAUUGCUGUAAACUGUUUUCUUCCUUGUUUUAACAGAAAUACCUUUUGGAAGAGCGUCAAAAAAGUCUUUGACGAUCCUUCAAUCUUGUUCGACAUAACUUCACAAUCAGUGUGAAUAAAGAGUGAACAAAAUCAGUGGGAUUAGAAUGGACGCGGCUGAGUUUCGAAAGAGAGGAAAGGAGAUGGUGGACUACAUAGCAGACUACCUGGACAGCGUGCAUCACAGGAGGGUGUUCCCAGAAGUGGAUCCAGGGUAUCUGGACCAACUCAUCCCCACGGAGGCGCCGGAGGAGGGGGAGAACUGGGAUGAAAUCAUUAAGGACGUGGAGCGAGUGAUCAUGCCUGGCAUGGUGCACUGGCAACACCCUGGCUUCCACGCCUACUUCCCAGCCGGCAACUCCUUCCCAUCCAUCAUCGCAGACAUGCUCGGAGAUGGGCUGGGCUGUGUGGGUUUCUCGUGGGCCUCCAGUCCGGCUUGUACAGAGUUGGAGACUGUGAUGUUAGACUGGGUGGGGAAGAUGCUCCAACUGCCCCCCGAGUUCCUCUUCUCCCCCUCCCAAGGAAGAGGCGGAGGGGUUCUGCAGGGCUCUGCGAGUGACUGCAUUCUGGUGGCGCUUCUCUCCGCCAGGACUAACUGUCUGAGGGAACUGAGGGAGGAGAACCCCUGCAGCGAGGAUGGGGAGUUUCUCUCCAAGAUGGUGGCCUACUGUUCCAAACAGGCCCACUCGAGCAUGGAGAAGGCGGCCAUGAUAGCCUGUGUGCAGAUCAGACAACUUCCCACUGAUUCUGAGUUCUCGCUAAGAGGAGACACUCUUAAGGCGGCCAUUGCGUCUGACCGUGAGCAGGGUCUGAUUCCUAUCUUUGUGGGGGCCACUCUAGGCACCACUUCUUCAGUCGCUUUCGACAACAUAGCCGAGUUGGGACUGGUCUGCCACAAGGAACAAGUGUGGCUACACGUGGACGGCGCAUAUGCUGGCAAUGCGAUGAUAUGUCCCGAGUUCAGAUACCUCCUCGAUGGCAUCGAACAUGCCAAUUCGUUCAACAUAAACCCAAACAAGUGGAUGUUGGUGAACUUCGACUGUUCCUGUAUGUGGGUGAAGGAUUCCAAUUCCAUCAAAGGAGCAUUCAAUGUCGACCCACUAUACCUGCAGCACAAAAACACAGGAUCCUGUAUCGACUACAGACACUGGGGCAUUCCGCUGAGUCGGAGGUUCCGAUCACUUAAGCUUUGGUUUGUGAUUCGCAACUACGGAGUGGAGGGACUGAGGAACUACAUCAGAAGACACUGUAAACUCGCCAAGAAGUUCGAACAUCUGGUGAAGCAGGAUCGUCGUUUCGAAGUGAUGAACAAAGUGGAGAUGGGGCUGGUGUGUUUCCGCAUGGUCGGUCCCAACAAGUUCAGCGAGACACUCAUUAACAGCAUCAACGAGAGUGGAAGACUCCACAUGGUGCCCAGUAGUCUCAAUGGGAAGUACAUGGUUCGAUUCGCAGUCUGUGCCGAGAACGCCAACGAAGCCGACAUCACAUACGCAUGGAAAGUGAUCCAGCAGUUUGCGGAUAAGAUCCUGCGUCCGAGCGAUAUGGACGAUGAACAUCAUCUGGAACAGCCGGGACCCAACGGGGAGGUGGUCGAUUCAAAGGGAAUGAAGAGGCUGGACCUGAAGCCCCUGGAACUGGGAGCGGAUACUGUCAUCAUAGAGGAGGGAGCCCCUUUCUGCCCAGUGUCUGAGCUGAUGACUGGUCCCUUCAGAGGCAGAACCAAGAAGCUCAGACAGACACAAAGUCUACAUCUGUGGUGAACACGUGAUCACGAUGACGUCAUCAAGUGAUCAAAGAGAAAUCAGAAGUCAAAUACUGACCAAAACAGACAAAAUAAAUUUGAAGGAAAAAUAAUCGACAAACUAAUAGACUAAACUAUCAUGAUCACUAAGACCAGAAAACAAUAAUUCCUGGAGGUUCCAACUCUUCUAUUAGACAAAAAAAAACGUUUUGUCGACCCAAGAUUUCGUCUAGUCCAUAAAGUAUUGUAAGCAUUUGCCUGAGGUCAAUUAAAUCGACUCACAACUUUAUUUAAAAUUUUAAUUAGUUACUUAAAAUUUCGAAAUGUUGUUAAAUGCUAUCGAAAAUCUGUCCAAUUUAAUUGCAAUGCCUGA